AUGGAGACAUUGGUCGAGAAUGGCGAUGGCCAGCUCACUAUUCAAAACAUUCAACCUCCGACAAAACGAAAAUCCACAGACACUUUGUCUAUCGAAGAAAGAGAGAACCAGAAACGAGUCGCCGAAGCCCGGAAAAAAUAUGGACGAGGACGACCUGUACGUGUUAACGAAAUAAAAGACAAGAAGCUCCGUGCAAAUCUCGAACGAGUCGAGAAUAAAUACCGAACCGCCGUUCUGAAUGCGAAGGAUGCAGAAAUCCUAUAUGAAAACGAGGAGGGUUUCCUCCAGCCCGAGAGUGAGCUGGAAAAGACACACAAGGUCCGUCAAGAUGAAAUUUUGGAUGCGGUCGGUGUUCAACAAGCCAACAAGUCCAUCGAAUUCAAACUCGACCUUGGGCCUUAUGUGUCUGGCUAUACAAGGAACGGCCGCAGUUUACUACUAGCUGGGAGGAAGGGCCAUAUUGCCACGUGCGAAUGGCGAGCUGGAAAACCAGGGUGCGAGUUACAUCUGAAUGAGACAGUAAGGGAUGCUACAUGGUUGCAUAACGACCAGUAUUUUGCGGUGGCGCAGAAGAAAUAUACCUACAUCUAUGAUCAUGCCGGAGUCGAGAUCCAUUGUCUGAGAAAAUACGUCGAGACCAUGCAUUUGGAAUUCCUCCCCUACCAUUUUCUCUUGGCCGGUGUCGAACACAGUGGCUUCUUGCGGUACACAGACACAUCGACGGGACAAACCGUGGCGGAGUACCCAACUCGAAAAGGUGCUCCUACGGCCCUCGCUCAAAAUUCUUACAACGCCAUCCUCCAUGUCGGUCAUCAAAAUGGUACCGUGUCUUUAUGGUCACCCAAUUCCUCGACCGCUUUGAUCAAAAUACAAUCAAAUGCUGGCCCUGUUCGGUCGGUAGCGAUAGAUCGUUCAGGACAUUACAUGCUAUGUGGCGGACAAGACCUCCGCCUUAAGCUCUGGGACAUCCGUGCUCUGAAGGAAGUCCAUUCCUACACCACUCGCCAACCUGCAACGUCCAUCGACAUCUCCGACCGUGGGCUUGCGGCCAUCGGAACCGGAACGGCUGUAGCCAUCUGGAAAGACCUCUUCACAACUUCCUCAUCAGCAGACCCGCUAAAAAUCCAAUCUCCGUACCUCAACUGGGGCAACGACGGCCGCCGCGUGGAGCGCGUCCGCUUCUGCCCUUUCGACGACAUCCUCGGCAUCUCCCACGUCCAAGGCUUCAGCAGCAUCAUCGUCCCCGGCGCCGGCGAACCGAAUUACGACGCCCUCGAAGCCAACCCGUUCGAAACGUGUAAACAGCGACAAGAAGCCGAAGUCAAGGCCCUACUCACGAAACUCCAGCCCGAAACCAUCGCACUUGACCCCAACUUCAUCGGCACCCUGGACACGCGCAGCGCCGAACAGCGGAAGCGGGCGAAAGAUCUAGACUCUGCACCCCAGGACCCACUGGCCAAAUUGAAGGAGAAAGAAAAGCAACGGAAUCGUGGGCGUGGCAAGAAUAGUACGCUGAGAAGGUAUUUGAGGAAGAAAGGCGGGAAAAAUAUCAUUGAUGAAAAGAGACUAAGGCUCGAAGAGAUGAAGAAGCAGCGUGCUGAGAGGGAGGGUGAGAGGCUGAAGAAGGAUAAAGUUGAGCUAGGCCCUGCGUUGGCGAGAUUUGCGACGAGGAGAACAGUAUAG
This is a messenger RNA of Rhinocladiella mackenziei CBS 650.93, 1683 nucleotides long. RefSeq lists its product as uncharacterized. Lineage: Eukaryota; Fungi; Ascomycota; Eurotiomycetes; Chaetothyriales; Herpotrichiellaceae. The coding region runs from base 1 to 1683 and encodes 560 amino acids. Gene Ontology annotation, biological process: maturation of SSU-rRNA from tricistronic rRNA transcript (SSU-rRNA, 5.8S rRNA, LSU-rRNA). The record is from RefSeq and is a predicted model, not a curated record. Gene Ontology annotation, molecular function: protein binding. Gene Ontology annotation, cellular component: small-subunit processome; nucleolus; 90S preribosome. The transcript has a single exon.